Dama dama (fallow deer) is the source of this 1896-nucleotide messenger RNA. It is a transcript of the gene NDUFA9, whose product is annotated as NADH:ubiquinone oxidoreductase subunit A9. Gene Ontology annotation, molecular function: protein-containing complex binding. The record is from RefSeq and is a predicted model, not a curated record. The transcript has 11 exons. Gene Ontology annotation, cellular component: mitochondrion. Bases 106 to 1110 code for a protein of 334 amino acids. Lineage: Eukaryota; Metazoa; Chordata; Mammalia; Artiodactyla; Cervidae.
CCAUUCCAGGUUGGCGCCUGCGCAGAUGGCCGGGAGGAUGCCUUUUGACCCAGCCUGGUAGCCGUAGUCGGCUGGAGCGCCGGCCGCGGUGGAUCCUGGGAGAAGAUGGCGGCCGCCGUUCACCCCCGAGUUGUCCGGGUCCUGCCAAUGUCACGUUCUUCUGUUCCUGCCCUAGCCGCCUCUGUGUUUCACGGCCCACCUCAGCGCCAGCUUCAUCAUGCAGUCAUACCGCAUGGCAAAGGUGGGCGUUCCUCUGUCAGUGGGAUCGUGGCCACUGUGUUUGGAGCAACAGGAUUCCUGGGCCGCUAUGUCGUCAACCACCUUGGUCGCAUGGGUUCACAGGUGAUUGUCCCCUACCGGUGUGAGCCAUAUGACACCAUGCACCUUCGUCCCAUGGGUGACCUGGGCCAGAUCAUCUUUAUGGACUGGAACGGGAGAGACAAGGACUCAAUCCGAAGAGCCGUGGAGCACAGCAGCGUGGUCAUCAAUCUGGUCGGGCGCGAGUGGGAAACCAAAAACUUUGACUUUGAGGAUGUUUUUGUCAAGAUUCCCCAAGCCAUCGCUCAAGUGUCUAAAGAAGCCGGAGUUGAGAAAUUUAUUCACAUUUCCCAUCUGAAUGCUGAUAUUAAGAGCCCUUCUAAGUAUCUGAGAAACAAGGCUGUUGGAGAGAAGGAAGUGAGAGAGACGUUUCCAGAAGCCACCAUCAUAAAGCCGUCUGACAUCUUUGGCAGAGAGGACAGAUUCCUCAAUUAUUUUGCAAAUAUCCGCUGGUUUGGUGGCGUCCCUCUUAUUUCCUUGGGCAAGAAGACUGUGAAACAGCCAGUAUAUAUUGUGGAUGUCACCAAAGGAAUUAUUAAUGCAAUUAAAGACCCAGAUGCCAGAGGGAAAACAUUUGCCUUUGUUGGGCCCAAUCAGUACCUGCUCUUCGACCUUGUGCAGUACAUCUUUGCCGUGGCUCACAGGCCCUUCCUGCCGUACCCUUUGCCACACUUUGCCUAUCGGUGGGUCGGUCGGCUCUUUGAAAUUAGUCCGUUUGAACCCUGGACCACGAGGGAUAAAGUGGAGCGGGUGGAUUCUUUAUCACUGAGCCACCUGGGAAGCCUCCUCUGAAUGUUACCUGAAAGAGAAGAUGAAACAGUCCUUGGAGAACGAUGUGAACAGGAGCUGUUCUCCCUGCUAUGAUGGGCUGGGUCUAGAAUCCCAAACCAGUUUCCAGGUGUCCUUUCUAUGUUCAAGAAGGAUCAGGUGGGAAAGCUGGUGGGCAGGACGCUCCAGCGUGUGACGGCUGCACCUCGUCCAUUUGUCACUGAGAGUGUUGGGGCAGCAGGCCGGUGGGUUUUGGGUUUGGUCUGGAGGUCACUGGGCAGCUCUCGGGGGAAGGAUAGUAGACGUGCCCAGGCUGGAGAGAGGGUUGUUGUUGCUGCGGGUGUACACCCAGCCUUCUGGUUUGCUCGCGGAUGAGCUGGGGUUUUUGGAAUCUCCAGGCUUAACCUCUUUCCCUCCAAACAAUGUGGGUUCGGGUUUUGAGAUCCAUAGUCAGCAUUAGUCAGCCAGGUUAAGGAGAGCUGGAGCAGGUUAUUGUUGAGUGAUCUUGAUUCAGCAAAACCAAGGCAGAAAGCCAUGCCUGGAGAACCGGCCAGUCUCAUUUCUCUGUUGAGCUUGUGGCUCUGACAGUCUCUCCGCUCCAUCCCAGACUGACUGCUCUUUACCCCUCACCCGAGCCCUGCUCUGCGCUUAGGGACAGACCUGGAGCUGACCCGUGGGGCCUGGCCUUUCCUUCCGCACGCAGGCCCUUCUCUGUGCUCUGCUUCCGGUGGUCUCUGCCCCGAAUCCACCGAAGCCAGUGGAAGUCUCGGCAGCGGGACGCAGGCCAGCUCGCGGGUUGGAGUGUCUGCG